CUAUGAUAUGUGCGCACCAACCGGCCACCCCGCCGCAGGCCCGGCCGAAGGCAGACCUGGGAGCAGGAGAUUAGUAGUAGUGGGGCACUACAUCCCCGCAUUCGUCAUGUAUAAAAUCAAUCUUCCGAGCUUCAAGUCUACCAAUUUAUCAAACGAAUACGCCUUUUCCUAACCAGCCGGUCAUCUGUACGAUAAGGGAAUAGGAACACUCAGAAACUACUUGCGUUUCGUCAGCACAACUCACUAUCCUGCAACAACCGCACCAAUGGCGCCAAACAAAGACAUCAUCCUAGCAUUCGACGCCUACGGCACGCUCCUCUCCACCGAAUCAAUCGCCCAAAAACUAGCCGAGCACUUCGGCAACGAAACCGCGCAAGCCGUAGCGCAAACAUGGCGAAAGUACCAACUAGAGUACACGUGGCGGGCGAACAGCAUGAACACCUACACCCCCUUCUCGACCCUAACCCAGCGCUCCCUCCGCCACGCCAUCGCCGAGCACGCCCUGCCCCCCCUCUCCCCAAGCGCAGUCACAGACCUAAUGGCCGCCUACGACUCUCUCGCCCCCUUCGCCGACGUGGCCCCCGCCCUCGCCGCCCUGUCCAAAGAGCGAAACCUCACCGCCGUCGUCUUCUCAAACGGCACGCGCGACAUGGUCACCCGCUCCGUCAAUCACUCCCCGGGCCUGUCCCCGCACGCCGCCGUCUUCGCCCAGAUUGUCGUCGUCGAGGAAGUGAGGAAGUUCAAGCCCGCGCCUGAGGUGUAUGCGCAUCUGGCGGAGCGGGUGGGGAAGCGGGCGGAGAGGGGCGAGGGGGGGUUUGGGGAUGUCUGGCUUGUGAGCUCGAAUCCGUUUGAUGUGGUGGGGGCGCGGGCGGUGGGGAUGCGGGCGUGUUGGGUGGAUCGCGGGGGGAAGGGGUGGGUGGAU
Mytilinidion resinicola is the source of this 922-nucleotide messenger RNA. RefSeq names its product haloacid dehalogenase, type II. The annotation marks the transcript as partial. The transcript has 2 exons. Gene Ontology annotation, molecular function: hydrolase activity, acting on halide bonds, in C-halide compounds. Lineage: Eukaryota; Fungi; Ascomycota; Dothideomycetes; Mytilinidiales; Mytilinidiaceae. The record is from RefSeq and is a predicted model, not a curated record.